GGCGCAUUUUUAAACCUCUUCAAAACAGAAUCAAACGCAGCUAUCUUUCUAAGGUUUCGGGAUUCCGUUUCCGCCCUUCUCCGCCGUCUCCGCCGUCUCCGAUUCUCCAUAGCUCCUCCAUUUCCAUUUCCGCCCUGCUUGUGGAAUCCCCUAUUCCUUGCCCUUCUAGAUAUUACAGUAAUUUUAUUUUAUUUAUUGUUUUUCCUCCUCUCCGUUUUCAAUCCUCGACGUCUUGUUGUACGUUAAUUAUCUUGUCCAACCGGAAGAUUCCUCUAAAGGUUGUUGGAAACUAAGGUCAAACCAGCAGGCAUCUUCCUCGGUGUAAAAUUAUUCUUUUUUUCUUGUGGUGAUUAUUUUUCUCUUUUAGAAUUUUGAGCGUAAGUCGCGGAUUUGGAGUCGCCGGCGGCUUACCUAUGCUGGGUCGCUGUUUUUGCAUCGAAUGAGAAAAAAAAAUAAAAAAAUGAGCGGGUCCACCAGGGAAAUCUGUAAGCCGGACACCAGGGGUAAAGCUAAAGGCCCUUCAGGCUGGAUGGAUUUCGACCUUAAGCAAAGGCGGAAAAAGCAAGGUCUGGAAGCUGAAAAUGAUUCUGAUGCUUACCCUGUGCUAUCAGGUACUAUUGCCCCCAAUAGUUUAAUUAAAAAGAACGAAGUAUUUGUGAAGAAUACCAUUUCAUCCCCUAUUGUUGGUCCCAAUGAUUUUCCUUCCUUGAUGGAUACGGAAAAUAUUGGGCCUAAGGUGUCAAGCAAGGCUGAUUAUCAGAAGCUUAAUGAACUUUGCCAUAUUGUGGAUGAAAGGUUGAUCGAGGAUAUCUUGGCUGGUGUAAACUACAAUUUUGAUAAGGCUAUAUCUUUAGUUGAGGCAAUGUUUAACUCUGAGAUUAAAGAUGUUGAUAUCAAGGAAGUCGAAUCCAGUAGGGUUGAUUUCCAAUCCUUUGAUGCACCUGAAAAUCAUUUAGUAGAAAAUUUGGAUAUGGGCUGUAUCACUCGUGUUCUUCCUGACUAUGAGGCAUCUUCAGCUCUAAAUUUGGAUUCCUCCAAGUCUUUACCCAUUGAACCUGAGUGGGAAGAGGAUGAUAUCUACCUGGCCUAUAGGAAAGAUGCUAUUAAGUCGAUAAGAUCAGCAUCUCGUCAAUCUAAAGCUGCAAAUGAUGCAUAUAUUAAGGGUGAUCAUAUAUCUGCACGUCAUUAUUCAUGUAUAGCUAAAGAACAAUGGGUUAUGGCUAAGAAGCUUAAUGCCAAGGCAGCCAAGGAAAUUUUUGCUGUAAGAAAUUGUAAAAAUGAUCUUUGGACAUUGGAUUUGCAUGGUUUGCAUGCAUUGGAAGCAGUUGAGGCUUUGCGUGAUCGGUUGAGAAGUGUUGAAUCCCUUGUAUUAUCCAGUAGCUUUGCGACAUUGGGUGGAGCCCACAGCGGAUCAAGCUUGUUUGGUGCAUCUGUACCAUCUGCCAAUCAUGUUAAGAUGGGCACACCUGUGAGAUAUACCCCUUCAACCAGGCCGAGGCAAUUACACUUGCAAGUGAUAACAGCAGGGAAACAUUGUUCCCAGAUCCUCGGCCUGAGCUCCCAUAAUCUACACUCACAGGAGGAAGAAGUAGGAAAUGGCAAUCAUAGCAGGGGAGCAGCCACACUUCCAUCAGCUGUCAAAAAUUUCCUCAACGAGAAUAGGUAUCAUUAUGACGAGACUAGGGCUGGAGUGCUAAUGGUUCAUCCCAAGUUCCGAAAACAGUGAGCUGUCGUGCCACUACUCUUUGGCCGGGGUGGAUGUUGUGCAUUCAUUGUAUCUUGUUAGUAUGAUUGUGUAUAUCUUGAAUUUCUGCCAACGAGUCUAAUGUAUUGGGGAUGGUCACGCGUGGACUCUCCAAUAGUAUUUUUAAUUAUAUGCUCGUGGAGGAGGAAUGAAGCUAGAUAUCAACUUACCGGGUGUAUUCAAUUCAGAUUUUAUAGGAUUUUUAAAAUCUGAAUGUAUGUGUGGACUUUCCAAUAUUAUUUUUAAUUAUAUGCUCGUGGAGGAGGAAGGAAGCUUGAUUUAACUUACCGGAUGUAUUCAAUUCGGAUUUUAUAGGAUUCUUAAAAUCUGAAUGUA
Andrographis paniculata is the source of this 2080-nucleotide messenger RNA. RefSeq lists its product as uncharacterized. The transcript has 5 exons. NCBI's taxonomy places the organism in Eukaryota, Viridiplantae, Streptophyta, Magnoliopsida, Lamiales, Acanthaceae. The record is from RefSeq and is a predicted model, not a curated record. Bases 440 to 1726 code for a protein of 428 amino acids.